Messenger RNA from Microbotryum saponariae, 3394 nucleotides. Lineage: Eukaryota; Fungi; Basidiomycota; Microbotryomycetes; Microbotryales; Microbotryaceae. The record is from the annotation of a GenBank genome assembly.
AUGUCGAAGCGAGGUGAGUCAUGCUCGGCCUUUCUCGAACUCCGAAGCAUGCCUCGCAAUCCUCACCGGCCUCACCAACGGGGCCCACCGUCGCGGUCCCAACGAUUCGCCCCAAUUCGCCAUCGAGCUCAGGGCCUCCAAGUUCAUCCAGGCUGAUUCUUGUCUUUCGUACUACUUGCUCCUCAUCCCAGGUGCUGUCAAGGUGUACAAAGUGUCCCUGACCCCGAAUCCUUCACGCAACGCUUCAAAGUCCUCGCUCACAGGUGACGCGGCCGUCUCCGCUCGAAGAGCCGACAAGCCACUCGUUGCCUCGGUAGGAUCCGCCAUUUCGAGAUCCAGUAUAUCACCUGGUAUGUUUUGUAUGCGGAUGUAGUUCUAUUGAUUUGUGGAACUCACUUCAUACCAUUUCAUUCCCAGCCCGUCGAGCCCCCGUCGCCGCCAAGCGCUUUGAGUCCGAUUCCGACUCGGAGGCUGCUUCCGACGGCGUUUCCGAGCCCGUUUCCGACGCCGCUUCCGACGCCGCAUUCCACAGCUCCGACGUCGACAUAUCCGAAUCCAAGCUCGACGACUGCGCCAUCGAAAACGGGUUACCCGAUCGGCCUUCCCGACACAUCCUCGUUGAUCAGCAUAUCCUCGUCGAACGAGAAGUCGAACGUGAGCAUACCGCCGCGACCCCUGACCGAACUCGGAUCGCUCGCAAUCAGUCCGCCCAGAGCUUCGUGCCUCCCGUCACGAGCGUUCGCGUCGACCUUUCCAAUUGGGCCACGGGGGGUCAACUCCCGGUUCAAGUGGAGGAUAAGGAGAAGAGCUUGGGUCGACUUCCCCCCAUUUCUAUGAACGUUUCGCCGCUCGUCGUUGGGGAGGGAGAUCCUUCAGCACUACGGGGGGGAAUGACUAGUAGUUCACCGAUGGACACGCACAAUGCCAAGAAGGGAAUCGAAUCCAGGAUUCAGGGAACGAUGUAUGAGGUGAGCAAGGAUCCAAGAUCAACGCGGCAAUGCUGUAUGGAUCCGACUGCUUACAUCUUGCUGGGUACCGCUCCGCUAGAUCUUCGAGCGCACAAUGAGCAAUCCGCCGUCCAGACGCAAGUUCCGUGAAUGGUUGAGCAACACACGUGAGUGGCUUGACCCCGUCCUCGACUCCUCGCUCUGACAUAAUCUAUCACCUGUCAAUUGCUCCCAGACCGCGAUGUUGCUGUUUUCGACCUGUGGAAGGAUCUCAACGCCUUCCGCGCGCUUUCACGAAACGUCACGCUUUGCGCGGCAGCGCUUCACGAGCUUGGCGACUCGGUCAAUCGAGGAGCGCUCCCUUCCAAGCUGAGGGCGCAGCUUGACGAAGGAUUACAAGAUGCGAUGGGAUUCGAGGGGAAGCUGGUCGACCCACAAGCACAUUUACUUGAUGUGGGUUAGUUAUGGUUUUAUUCUUCAAUUGUCUGCUGAUGAAAGAGUUUUCCCCCUUCGUACAGGCGAUUUACAAGAACGACUUCCAGGAUUACAUCCGUCAGCUGACCGUGGUCGAGUGCCAAGGUAGGCCUUAUUCUCCUUUUGGACCUCAAAUUAAGCUGCUGAUGUGUAGAUCUUGAUUGGCUGCUGUCUCAGCGAUGCUCGAGAAGGCUUCGUCGAUCCACGACCAACACGCCGCGGCGUUCUACUUGACCAAUCCUCGAGAGAGCGAUCAUCCGAUCGAGCUCGUCUCACCGGGGUUCGAGGACUUGACUGGCCGUAAGUCAUGCAUAAUUCAGGAACACUACAGUCAAACAGAUAGUUAAUAUCCGGUAUCUUGCGCACCGUCAGACGAAGCAAAGCAAAUCAUCGGGCGGAACUCUCGCUUCCUGUCAGGUCCGCAGCCGUUCGAUGCGACGACCACGACGAUGCGUGAGGCGAUAUCCGCAGGUCAACCAUGUGAGUCACCAUCUUUUUGUGUUCUGUUUCUCUCGUAAAGGCUACGCUAACAUCAGUGCACGCUCUCCUCGGGUAGUUGACACGAUCAUCCUUAACUACCGAAGCUCGGGCGAGCCGUUCUACACCCUGCUCUCUGUCACUCCCAUCCGCGACUCGAACAAUACCCUAUGCUGUGAGUGAUUCGUCGUUGAGGAUCUUGAGGACGGCUUAAGUUGUUUAAGUCCUGACGCUCGCUUUUUGUGCGAUUUACAGAUUUCCUCGGCUCCCAAACGGACGUCACCGAUCUACUCGAGGAACGUUUGCGCAAACUCGUCGGGAUGCAGAAAGCCAAGAAAGGCGACGGUGUUAGCCCGGGCGGGAUCGUCGACGAAUUCUCACCUUCGUUCAAGUUCUUCGCCUCUGCUGUGGGUAUGACCCUUCACGAGAAUUAUGAUCAAGCGAAUCAAGAUGAUUUGCUGGGGAAGGAGAUGCCGAUCGUUCAGGAGGUGGCGGGGUUCCAGCAAGUGUUGCAGGAUCAUUCGACGACCUCCGUCGUUCCCUCAUUCGCCGACGGUGCGACUACGAAGGAGGUCGCUUCCUUAGAUGCGGGGAGGAAGAAGCAGCCGAAUGGGAAAUCAUCGUCUGGUUCGGGAGCGAUCAAGAAGUUCUGGGAUAAGAUCAACCAUCAUCCGAGUCCGACGAACACGGCCAGUGCGACCGGUGCUCAGCAGAGUGAAUCGAGUUUGAAUGAGGCUGCGCGUUUCGCUCCAGCAAGUUCUUCAGAUCAACUCUUCCGAGCUCUUGGAUUAACUACUGAUUGAGCCGUUUAUCCCCGUUUCUCCUUACAGUGCGGUACACCCCUGCGUGCCACGAUCUCGGAGGAGCCGCACGCGCUCUACUCUCGACUACUCGUCUUCGUCGUACCUUCCCGCCAAAUGUACGCCCGCCAGAUGAUAUCUCAAUUUCCAAAGAUAUCGCCAUACUAACGUACAGUUUCCUCACUCGUUCCAGCGUCUACCUCUCCCCCUCUACGGUCGAAUUCCUCGGCAAUAAUAUAUCCUCCACCUCCAAUCCUCAUCAAUCGAACCUACUCCAAACCGACGUCCUAUCCCUCAUCACGAGCGCACCGGGCCCACCCUCUCCACCCGCUUCAUCAGUGGGGGAGACGACUAGCAGUUCUUACCACAGCGGUAGCUUCUCGAGCACGCUCUCGGCCGGUGAGCGCGUGAGGGAAAAGUUUUUGGACGCGGUCGUUGAAGGGAAGGAGAUGGUCCUGGAAGUCGGGGUCAAAGUUAAGGCUCGCAAGACCAGGUUAGAGUACGUCGGUUUGGCUUGUGGCAUCGAAUGGAGCGUCGUUCAUGGUGGACUGAUUACGAGUGUUUCUUUGGGCAUCCCACAGUUACCCCAUGGCUAGCAUUGACCAAACGAGUGGUGACAAGAUCGCCAAGGUCAAGGUCAGGUUGAGUCCCUUGAAGCGAGGUGAUUCGAAAGUUGAGGCGUUCGUGCUUGUGUGA